AUGGAUUCAGAGAGUUCCUGCUGCAGCGCUCUUUAUCAAACAUCAGGCUGGAGAGUGAGUGCGUGCGUGUGCGUGCGCGAUGCAGAAUGAAACAGAUCUCACUGGGGGGUGCCCGGUGACUCACGGACUCGGACUGGAGAAGAUGCGCGAGCGCGGACGGAGGCUGAAAUAUGCAUAUCGAUUGCAGACACGCACAGGACCGACCACGCGCAUCCACGCGCCCUUCUCCCCCUCGUAAAGGGGCGUGUGGGACUGGCGAGAAACUCAUACCCUCCGCAUUCACAUCAGUGUCAAAGCGGAGAGCGGUGGCAGAUCACCGAGACACACGGAGGACCAGAAACUUCCACUCAAGCGCUUUGAUUUUUUAUUUCUAAUCGAAUUCGUUUCAUCUCGCGGACAUAUUUAGAAGCCGAGUCCUCUCCUUUGUGCUGGUCUGGGUCUGAGCUGUGAAAUCAGCGAGGAGGAGACGGAUCUGCGCCCGGAGAGGAGAGCGGGUUCCCGGGCUGUGCGUCUUUACGCCGUGGCGGGUCCUCUACGCCCAGAAGAGAGGAACUUGAGAAGUUGGGUCGCCGUCAAAAGGACCGAGGUCUGGUGUGGUUUUAGGAGGAUCUGGAGAAGCCUCUGCUCUUCUCCGCGCUUGUUGGAAGUGGAGAGAGGAGGGCUGGAUGCCAGCGGGUUGGCGAAGUCUCCAAACGCAGCCACCAAGGAUUACACCCAGCCCGGACAUCGUCACCUAGAGGAGUAAGGGUGGAUUCCGAUCUCUGUGCUUCUGGUGCCGUUUGGAAAGAAGAUGGCACCGUCCGCGCUGAAGGGCCGACAGCAGCCGGUACCGGAGCGCCGGAGCCGGAGCUGAGGAACAGGAUGCCCGCAACCUAAGCCCGCACUCACGUCAACUCUGGAAAAAGGAACAUUUCCUUUAUUUGUCGUUUGAAACGGAGACGCAUCCCAACAAAAGAAAAACAAAACACUGUUUUAAGGAGUUUGGCUUUCAUUUUUGUGCGUAAUUUUACUUUUUCGGGACAAAACAAGAAUGAAUUGUGGAUUAGUUCUGAUCCUGUUUAUGGGAUUCCUCCUGGUGGUCAAGGCUUUCAAAAACGAUAAAUGCGGAGGCAACAUCAGGAUCUCUUCCGCCAGCUACCUCACAUCUCCCGGAUACCCCAUGUCCUACCCCCCCUCUCAGAGGUGCGCGUGGGUGAUCUCGGCACCCGGUCCUCACCAGCGCAUCCUCAUCAACUUCAACCCGCAUUUCGACCUGGAAGACCGGGAGUGCAAGUACGACUAUGUGGAGGUGCGAGAUGGCGUGGACGAGAAUGGUCAGCUGGUGGGGAAGUACUGUGGGAAGAUCGCUCCCUCUCCGGUUAUCUCGUCUGGAAAUCAGCUUUUCAUAAAGUUUGUGUCGGACUACGAGACCCACGGAGCGGGUUUCUCCAUCCGAUAUGAGAUCUUCAAGACUGGUCCCGAGUGCUCCAGGAACUUCACCUCCAACAGUGGAGUCAUAAAGUCGCCUGGGUUUCCGGAGAAAUAUCCCAACAACCUGGACUGCACGUUUAUGAUCUUUGCCCCAAAGAUGUCCGAAAUCAUUGUGGAGUUUGAGAGCUUCGAGCUGGAGCCAGACACGACGCCACCUACUGGUGUAUUCUGCCGCUACGAUCGUGUUGAGAUCUGGGACGGUUUCCCUGGAGUUGGGCCUUACAUCGGAAGAUACUGUGGUCAGAACACUCCAGGUCGGAUCAUCUCCUACACGGGAAUUCUGGCACUGACAAUCAACACCGACAGCGCCAUCGCCAAGGAAGGCUUUUCUGCCAACUUCACUGUCAUCGAAAGGACUGUUCCCGAGGACUUUGACUGCAGCGAUCCUUUGGGAAUGGAGUCAGGAGAGAUAACAUCAGACCAAAUCAUGGCUUCAUCCCAGUACAACCCCAGCUGGUCCCCAGAGCGCUCCAGACUUAACUACUAUGAGAAUGCAUGGACGCCGGCCGAGGACUCCAACAAGGAGUGGAUUCAGGUGGACCUUGGUUUCCUGCGGUUCGUCUCAGCCAUCGGUACCCAGGGUGCCAUAUCCCAGGAGACCCGCAAGAUUUACUUUGUCAAGUCCUACAAAGUAGAUGUCAGCUCAAACGGAGAGGACUGGAUCACUCUGAAGGAAGGCUCCAAACAGAAGGUUUUCCAAGGCAACACCAAUCCAACUGAGAUUACCAAGACAAAACUGCCCAAACCCACUAUGACCCGCUUCAUCCGGGUCCGUCCAGUCACCUGGGAAACAGGCAUCGCACUGCGCUUCGAAGUCUACGGCUGCAAGAUAUCAGAGUAUCCAUGCUCAGGCAUGCUGGGUAUGGUGUCAGGCUUGAUCUCCGACAACCAGAUCACUGCAUCCUCCCAUUCAGACCGGAACUGGGUACCGGAGAACGCCCGGCUGUUGACCAGCCGAACAGGGUGGACCCUGCUGCCCCAGCCUCAACCCUUCACAAAUGAAUGGCUGCAGGUGGAUUUUGGUGAAGAGAAGCUGGUUAAAGGUUUGAUCAUCCAGGGAGGGAAGCACCGUGAGAACAAAGUCUUCAUGAAGAAGUUCAGAUUCGGCUACAGCAACAAUGGUUCUGACUGGAAGAUGGUGUAUGAUACCAACACAAACAAGCCAAAGGUAUUUGAAGGUAACAGCAAUUACGACACUCCUGAGCUGAGGACAGUGGAGCCCCUGCUGACCCGUUUCGUCAGAAUUUAUCCAGAGAGAGCCACUCCUGCUGGGAUGGGUUUGCGACUUGAGCUCCUGGGCUGCGAGAUUGACGCUCCAACACUGCCUCCAACCACUCUGGUUACAAGCACCACUCCCUCAGACGAGUGUGACGACGACCAGGCGAGCUGCCACAGCGGCACAGGUGAUGACUACGAUAUGACAGGUGGUGCCAUGACGACAGAGACCACCCCCUCUGAAGCAGACACCAUCCCAGCUUUUCUGUGGUUUGCCUGCGACUUUGGCUGGGCCAAUGAUCCCUCCUUCUGCAGCUGGACAUCAGAGGACACUGGUUCCAGGUGGCAGAUCCAGUCCAGCGGCACCCCCACUCUCAACACUGGACCCAACAUGGACCACAUGGGUGGAUCAGGGAACUUCAUCUACACUUUAGCAACUGGUCUCCAAGAGACUGAGGUGGCUCGGCUGGUGAGCCCAGUGGUCAGCUCUCCAGACUCUGACCUGUGUGUUUCAUUUUGGUACCACAUGUUUGGUUCGCACAUUGGCACGCUGCAUAUCAAACAGCGCAAACAGACAGAGACUGGACCUGUCGACAUCCUGCUGUGGACAGUCAGUGGGCACCAGGGUAACCGCUGGAGGGAAGGCCGUGUCCUUGUGCCGCGCACGAACAAACCCUAUCAGGUGGUGAUUGAAGGUCUUGUUGAGAGGAAAAGCUGGGGAGACAUUGCUGUGGAUGACAUCAAGGUCCUCAAUGGUCUCAGCAUAUCAGACUGUGAAGAUCCUGAUGUACCCACCGAGCCAAUGCUACCUGAGGACAGAUUCAAUGAAAUCUUUGAAGAAAUCACAGAAUAUCCCGACUUUGUGGAGACCAACCAGAUCAGCGGAACAGGCAACAUGUUGAAGACGCUCGACCCCAUUCUCAUCACGAUCAUCGCCAUGUCCGCCCUGGGGGUUUUCUUGGGGGCCAUCUGUGGAGUGGUUUUGUACUGCGCUUGCUCACAUGGGGGCAUUUCAGAAAGGAACUUAUCAGCCCUGGAGAACUAUAACUUUGAAUUAGUGGAUGGCGUCAAGCUAAAAAAAGACAAACUCAAUGUACAGAGCUCGUACUCAGAGGCGUGAGAAGGGCCUGAUGUGACUAUUUUCUACGGCAGAGCUCGCACAAAGACUGUCAUUUAGACAUAUCCUCUCGUAAAUCUGCGAGACGGCAGCCUCAGCGGGACUGCCAACACCCUCAACUCACUGGACGAGGGUCAGGUUCAGGAGCCAGUCAGAGGUUUGGACUGAUCCAUGCUUUUUCUCAGGAGCUGCAGUAAAAGAACCUACCAGUAGGGGACACUGUGUACAAAAUUAAAUACAGGAAAAUUAUGUACAGAUGAUUUAGAUGAUGCUAUAAUUUUGUAUUUUGAUUUUCAUUGAUUUUUACAAUCGGAUGCUGGUGUUGAGACCAAUUUAUUAAUAUUGUGAAAAGUAUUUAUCAUUUUCAUAAAGUCUGUUUUUGUUUGUUUGUUUGUUUGUUUGUUUGUUUGUUUGUUUUUUUUAAAGAAAGAGAUGUAUCAAAAUCCUAAAAGAACCAUAUCCGGCUAAACUGUACAUUUUUUAGGACGUGGCAUAUAGAGUGUGCCCUAAACCUCUGGUCCUGAAACAGGAACCCUUUCCCCUUUGACCCCCAACACCCUAAAGUAAGGGUUCCCUUCGUGUAUGGUUCUGACAGUGCCUUUAGUCCUUUUUGUUUGACCUCCUCUGUUGAUAUUUAGUUUCACUUGAUGAAAGGAAACAGGGGCACAUUACCUUAUGUCACAGCGCUUUUACUUUAUUGUUUUUGUCCAAAAAUCACACUUUGUAAAUAAGUUUUAAUAUAUUUUAUUGCCAUUUUUUAAGAAAGUAAAAAAGAAGAAAAAAGCUGCAGUAUCCCUUUUUUCAUGGGCUUGUGUGUGUGUUUGUGUAAAUACAAUCGUCUGACUGUUUUGUGGAAGGUGCAGUGUGUUGCUUUUAGAUUAUGUUGCUCAGGCAAGCAAGCUUUUCAGUGUAACUUUGCAGCAACUUCAGUGUGCAUUCAAGCCAUUUGUUGCUGGAACAAAACCUGCACAUGGAAAACAAACAUGCUUCUCACCUUUAGCCUCUCCUAACUAUCGCAUCUUUUCUGUGAGUUUAACUGAUUUAAAGUUUGUUGCAAAGUACAUUUGAUCUUGACGAGCAUGCCAAAAGAACAAAAACACCAAGCUUUGCUUUGGUUAAGCGAGGCUAGCUCACCACCUCCAACGUCACUGUGGACUGUUCACUGAAGAAGUGCUCUCUGGACAAUGCAGCUUGAAUGCACUUUGUUGUCUGACUCGUUAGGAAUUUGAUCAAAGUAGUUUUUCACCCACCAACUGAAGAAUGGUGCUAUCAGUAAGUGAACCCCAGUUUUUCCACAUGCUAAAGUGUAGCUUAAGGCCCGUUUGGCCACCAAGAGUUUUAGGUUUUUCACAUGUAGCAGGCUUAUUGCUGUGAUGUCAGAGCUGAUGUCAUUAGAAUGGGACACUGGUGCAGCAGGAGCUUGAAUGGCAUCACCUGAAUCAGGUUACCUAACCUCCCAUUGUGGCUUUACCAAAGGACGAUUGCCCCUGUUCUCGUUAGCUUGGGGCUUCUCAUAUACACACAUCCCAUCAUGUUCACCCUUCAUAAAGAACCUGCUUUGCCGCAUCAGGAAACCCCCAGGAUUACGAAGAGGAAAACACGGACACAUGAAGAGAAGAACACGUGAUUGUCUGAUUUUUUAUCUCCCUUUUUUAGCUCAAAAAAGUGAAAAUGUCACUCGAUUGUGAAUACAUGAAGGCAGAUGUUUGAGGGUGAAUGGAUGAGACAAUCGUACCGUUAAACACUCAAAAGAAGGAUGGGAUUCUGGGAGAACUCUGAAUGAACACAAGGACUUGUGGGCCCUCAGGCCUUCAGAACAUGUGGUUUUCUUCACCACAAUCAACCAUUUAAAAAAAUAAUAAAAUAAAAACCUUGACUUUAAGAAGAGUGAUGUCUUUUAGAUCCAUGCGCUUUUGUAUGUCGUGCCGUGGUGAACACAUUCUCAGCUUGUUUAUUUCCAACCUGACCCACUCUGCUCACGACCUGAGGGUGCAGCUACAGCCGACUGUAGCGGCGGCAUUUAGCGGAAAAGGAUACUGUAGUGUGGACUCAAAACAAACAAAUGUUGCACUGAGAAAUAUAUUUAAGAGGUUUAUGUGUUUAUAGCAUUCAUUUGCUAACAAAAAAGAAGAAAGUCCAAACAGAAAAAUUAUGUUCCUUUUUUUACAAAUAGUUUCAGAUUCCCUGAUAUAAUUAAAAAUGUAAAAGUAUUCAGAUGUUUUCAUUAUUGAAAAGAAACGCCAGAUUUUUUUCUAAAGCAAUGUCCAUCUCCCUAUAAAUACAUGUCAUAAUAGCUCUUUGUUUUGUACUGGCAUUCAAAUUUUGUGCUAUUUUUUCGUUUCUUUAUAUAAGAACAAGAAAAUAACUUUUAUUUUCAAUACUGCUUCUGUAAUUUGCUGUUGUAGAAAAAAGAAUAAACAGCAAUGGCCUUAAAAAGCAUUUGGUAAAA
Messenger RNA from Nothobranchius furzeri (turquoise killifish), 6251 nucleotides. NCBI's taxonomy places the organism in Eukaryota, Metazoa, Chordata, Actinopteri, Cyprinodontiformes, Nothobranchiidae. The record is from RefSeq and is a predicted model, not a curated record.